Messenger RNA from Symbiodinium sp. CCMP2456, 1710 nucleotides. Lineage: Eukaryota; Dinophyceae; Suessiales; Symbiodiniaceae. The record is from the annotation of a GenBank genome assembly.
AUGGCUCUUGGUUUUUGUUGCAGUUUCUCCCUGUCGCAGAUCCCUGUUCUGCGGCUGACCCUGCCCAGGGAUCAAUGCGUCUCCACCGGUCUCGACGCCCUGCACUGGUCCUGUGACUUCCCGGAGCAAGAAAUGCGAAAGUUCUUGUCCCUGGACGCCAAUGCCGAUUCGGUCGCCAUGAACUUCUUCAGUCAGUUCGUGCUGCGCCAGAACUCAGGAAAAAGAGCUUCGGCGGCUUCGGCAUCUGCCAAGAACGGCUUGGAGGGCGCCGGAAUGGAGGAGCUGCUCGGAGCCUUGCUCGCCGCCGGAAGGCCCAGCGACCAGGACGUCGUCCGCGUCGCUUGCAGUUGGAUCCUCGAAAACGAGGCAGAGUGGUCCAAGUGGGCAAAGCCUCGAGAAGUUCCUUUUUAUGCUGACACAUUGAACUCUUGGUAUCCGUUCCCGUCCUUGGCCGCCUUGCUGCUCCUUGCGGUUGGGACGAUGGUACUUCUGGAAAACGCCUGCUUGUCGACUACAUUAAGUGUGAAAGAAUGGCGGCGGAUUCUGCACAAGAACGGCGCAGUUUGGCGAAGCGAUGUAGAGCUGAAGCUUCGGAAAAACCUCGGGGACAGUCCAGUCAGCCCAGCGAGCGCAAGUCCCGCAAGUCCACGAAGGAGUAUUUCACCCUCCCAGGUCUCCUUGAAGCAGGACUGGGAAGGCUUGGCAGAGAAAUCCUUGCGACGAGCAAGCGAGUUCUGGAAUCGUGCUGAUCGCUGGGUUGCCGAAGCUCAGUGCAGGACGCCUGCCGGGCAUGCUACCGGCCAGGCCGAGGCCAGCUUUGUAAGCUUCGCACACCACAGCUUCCCCUGCUUCCAGCAUUCCAAAGAAGCAGUGGUGUUCCUGCGACGCUCCAGGCAGGAAUCAAGUUUGGAAGUGGAAGUUGUCGUGGAAGCCAGCGAGGGUGGCGCGAAGGCGGACAAGGACUUUUAUCCUCAAAGCCACUCUGUUGUGUUUUCGCCUGGCCAGAGCGAAGCGGUGCUUCGGAUACCCGUGGUUCACCACCAGGAUUGCUGGCAGAACUCGUAUUGGUUCCAGGCUCGACUUGGCAGACUGCGGGACUCCAUGGCCAAAAAAGCAGCCCCGGCCAAAGCGACGAUUUGGGUCUUCGACGAGGAUACGUGGCCAGCCAACAUCCCUUCACAUAUGCGGACCGGCCAGGGCAUCAGCUUGAUGAGGUACUUCAUCAAAGCGGACCGGAGCAGGAGGGGGGACAAGUGGACCAAGACCAUGAUCGCCAUGGUCUUCUUGCCGGUGCACUCAGUGCUUGUUUCCACCCUUGUGCAGAAGACGCUAGUCGACCAUGCGAUUGGUCGGUUAAUCGGCUUGAACUCCACCUGGGGGUAUCUGGAAUGCUUGCUGUUGGUGUUGAUUCAGCUCCUGAGCUUGGGCCUGAACCGCUGGGCCGAUGUGGUGCAGACCCGGAACCGCGGCCGGACCGGGGGCAUCCGCCAGGCGCACCGGUCGGACAUGAUCCGGAAGUUCAUGCACCUGGAACGCAACGAGUACUGGGAGGCAUCCGACGCAGAUUGGCUCUAUGCAGCCAUCUACGAUGUCGAUAUCAUCACCGGCAAAGCGUAUUUCCAAGUCUUCGUUCUCGCACAGAGCUGCUUUGCCCUCCUCCUUUCGGUGCUGCUGGUCACGGGACUGGCAGUGUGGAGCUAUCUGGAGCAG